This is a messenger RNA of Andrographis paniculata, 1664 nucleotides long. RefSeq names its product NAC domain-containing protein 13-like. NCBI's taxonomy places the organism in Eukaryota, Viridiplantae, Streptophyta, Magnoliopsida, Lamiales, Acanthaceae. Gene Ontology annotation, biological process: regulation of DNA-templated transcription. Bases 235 to 1311 code for a protein of 358 amino acids. Gene Ontology annotation, molecular function: DNA binding. The record is from RefSeq and is a predicted model, not a curated record. The transcript is spliced from 6 exons.
UUGACGAGUGCACUUUUGGGGUCUCACUAAUCCUCACCCCCACCCAAUAAAACCUCUGAGAAUUGCCCUAAUUUUGUUCAUGCUUCGUAAUCCCUAAUUUGGGAUUGAUUUCUCUGAGGGAAGAGGAAGCUGGGAGAGGAGGAGAGGCCUCAACUCUUCCCCCUAAUUUCCGCUCCACAAAGACGAGGCGCGUUCUUCGGGUCGUCUGCUUCUUCUCGGCUGGCUUGGAUUGAAAUGUGUACUCUGCCGGUGCCCCCUCCUCCUCCUGAGAUCGAUCGACACUGGACUAACGAGCAACUCAUUUUAUUGUUAGAUAAGUACACCAAAGAGUCGAAUCUCCCGAGCAACGUGCUGGAUGAUUUAAGCCCUUAUCAGCACCCGCCCUCCGUUUUGCCAGAAGGAUUUUGGUUCAUAUUCCCCUCCCACCAGAAAACGAAAUCGGAUCAUGGAUUGUGGAAACCCGUCGGAGAACCUUGUAAGAUUUACUCGAACGACAGCAUCAUGGGUUGGAGAAUCACUCAAGAAUAUUUCGAAGGAGGAGAAAGAACCGACUGGAUUAUGCAAGAGUACAGCGUAACCCGGACAGAUCUCGGCACCGACGACGCGACAAAGGAUUCGAGAUUGUUGUGCCGAGUCUUCCUCUCCAAUGGGCCCCACAACGCCGAAACCGACAACGAGUCGAAGGAGAUCGAUCUGCUACUAGAAUCUAUCAUCCCAGACAUCAACAAUCCCUCCGGCCACGAUCCACUCGCCGAAUCGAAGGCAAUGUGGGGAGAGCUACCGGAGGUGGACGGUAUCGAAAUGAGCUUUUCUCCUCAAGAUUCGUGCGAUCGGGAUUGCAUUGCGAGAGGCGAUUUCUUGGAAUUGAAUGAUCUAGUAGAUCCCGGAUCGGAGUCGUCGAGCUCGAGGAAUUCGAGCUGCGCCAGCAAUUUAUCAGAAGUGUAUUUUGAUUCUUUGGAUUUGCUGCGGGAGAUCGAGGAGGACAAGAACAAAUUCGUCGGCCAGCAGGGGAAGCCGUCGAAUUUGAACCUUAGCGUCGCAACAUCUGUCGACAACGUUGUUUUGCAGCGUGCCCCGUCAGGAUCUCGACCGAGUGAUGCUGUUAUAAUUGAACCAGUCGAGGGCAAUCAAACUGGUCCAGACAUCGAAAGUCCAAUCAAUAAGACAGCUUCAAAACGAAGCCCCUCCGAUGGCAAUGAGACAGCAAUCAUCGAACAAAAGGACGCUAACGGCGCCGGUCCGAGCGGAGAAAAGAAAGCCGGUUCGGGGAGAUUGAAGAAGAUCAAACUGUAUUUCUGCUUCUCAUUUUGAGCUCAAAUCGAAUCGAUCAGGUCAGUGGUUUCUCUAUCCUACCGUGUAGUUUAGUCGUCGAAUUUUCGGGCACUGUCGGAACCUGGGUUUGUGGAGUUGUUACAAGAUCAUGAUGGUUGAGUCUGAGGUUGCAAGAAACCCUUUAGAGGGCUGUUUAUAGAUAUAGAUAUAUAUAUAGAUGUUUGUUUGGUUAGAAUGAGUGUUUGCUUCUUCCCUUUCCAUUGAUGAUAUUGAGUAAGGUCUGUAAUAUAAGUCUUUGGUGACUUUUAUUAAAUUUAAGUAACUGAGACAAUAAAUCAAAGUAUGUAUGUAUGUAUUUGCUUGUUUCUUUUUUAUAACAAAUUCGAACCUAA